AAUGAUCGCGUCACAGCGCGGCGCAAGUGGCAUGAUGGGUAACAGUGCUGUUUACGGCCUGGUCUUUUUGUUUGUGAUUUGAUCAUUUUUCUGAAAUUCAAAACAAUUCCGCAGUUACUCUCUGAUUCUCGGAUCGCAAAACCGAUAACUCAAGAAGAGUAAGUUACCAUGAGAAAACUACUGAGUGUAGCUGUUCUAUUGGCAGUUUGUGGGUGUCUAGCGGAUGCUAGAGCAACAGGGAACCACAUCCAAAAGGCAUCAAAGAAAGACGUUUUGAGAUGGUCUGACCUGACUAGAAGUACGGGCGUGUGCGAGGACCACCCCUACUGCUACAAAUACUCGGGUAUCGACUGCAUACAGACGUACGUCAAGAGCAACUGUAUGAAGAUGUGUGGGCUGUGUGGACAAAAGAAAGUCAUCCACACCCCUGCUGUUGUAUACUACAACAAAAACAAACAACAAGCGAAGAAGCGAGUGGCUCGUAGUCCUCACCCCACCUACCAGCCAACACAGACUCAAGUGCUCUUCGAUCAUGUCGGCCAUUACCAGCAUUUCAACUUUCUCUUUCCCAAUACACCUGCCGUGUGGCACGACUAUAACAACAGGCCCCCAUUCCUGAACGAGAAUGCUAAGGAUGCGUCAGCCCAGCAGGGCGCGAAGCAGGAGGACCAGAAAGCGGAGUCGACCCAGCCUAAACUAGAGGGAUGGAGCACACAGGGUGAUAGUACUGGUAGCUUGAAGGGGGUCAAGGUCCCAGCUAGCGCUUAUGAGCAAGCAAGACAAGGCAAAGAUGUGUACAUUGCUGUCAUGAACAAAAACGGUGAGAAGACCGCUGAUCAGAUGACAGCGCAGCCGCAGAAUGACCAUGCCCGAGAAGAGCAAGUGAAAUCAAGCGACGAGCCCAAGCGAUUUGGCAUGUGUGGAAAUAUGCCGUGCCAUAUCCCGUGUCCCUACGGCAACUGUCCUGAAGGCACGCCCAAAGCACCUGAAGUCAACCACCCAUUCAUGGUUUACUGCGACGAUAAGUUCCCUCAGUGUGGUGUGCUUCAUUCCGCAUGUAAUGACUCGUGGCUGCAAAUUUACUGUCCUAAAAAAUGCGGCUUGUGCAAACGCGACGAGUCACAGACGCUAAGCGACACGCACGCAGUAGCCGACGCUAAAACAAAACAAGCCGAUGCCCAGCCGACAUCCACCGAAACCGCUACGAAGCCUGUCGAGACUCCGGUAGAGAACAAGUUCUACCCUACCGAAGUGAAAGAUCUGGAUGACCCUUCCAGUCUCAUGUCGAAACUCAUCGCUCCCGCUCCGGGCGACAAGCCGCAAAAGGCCAAGUAUACCAUCCACGUAAAGCCCAAGUUUGUGAAUGGUGUCCCACAGCCUCAGGAGAUCGCAAUCAUGCCCCCAGACGCGCUUGGUAUCGCUAGUGAUAAGCCGCUGGUUAUACUUAAGCAGACCGUGACCAAAAACAUGAUCGAGAACAUCGAGAUUGACGUCCCUAGAAAGGGAACAAAGUACACCAGCGAGCCGAAGGUCGAGGUGAUCGAGGGGAGCAACAAAGAAAUCCUUAGCGUCAGUCAAGGACAGGCUGACUUGAACAGUGCCGAAAAGGCACUAGAGGCUAAAGCUGCGGCCUCUGAGGCCCAGGAAGCCGCGGCGGGAAAUACACAGGUAGUCCAAGCGGUACCAGCUCAACAAAACCAGGCCGAUAUGAUACAGGGACCACAGGCAGCCCAGUCUGAAGCUACACAACAAACACAGGCUACCCAAGCUGAACCAACCCAACAAGCACAGGCUAUACAAGGUGAUGCAAGCCAGCAAGCACAGGCUACCCAAGUUGAUGCAAGCCAGCAGGCACAGGCUGCCCAAGCUUAUGCAAGCGAACAAACACAGGCUACCCAAGCAGAUGCAACCCAGCAGACUCAAAGUUAUGCCAGCCAGCAAUCACAGGCUUCCCAAGAUUAUCCAAGCCAGCAGACACAGGCUACCCAACCACAAGAGCAGCCCGCAGCUCAACAGUACCAGGCCCCAACAGCCGAUCAGACACAGGCAUAUCAGGAUACUCAGACACAAAAACCACAGGAAGCCCAGCCUACCCAAGCUGCACAACAGGACAACCAGACACAGCAGCCGGCCCAAGGCGAGUCACAGAAUGCGUACAACACUUAUGCUUCACAGAACGACGCCGCACCUGCGGAGCCUCAGUGUGGUGAUGAUACGCGUUGCUCCUCCUACAACACAGGGAUGUGUAGCGAGGCCUGGCUGCAGACCAACUGCAAGAAGAUGUGCGGACUAUGUUAGGAUAUGACGUCAUGCGAAGCACAAAAUUUCGGUGGAGGUUCCUGAUGCAACGUGACACGUGGGAAAGUAAUAUGAUAUAGUUCAGGAAGGCUAUAUGGAAUCUCGAUCAAAGAUUCAACUUUCAACAACACCUAUAGGUUGUGAUUUCAUAGUACAAGUCGCUAUCGCCGUACCCUUCGCCCACACCCGCCUUUAUACUUUCUUUUAUUAUGAGUUCGCUUAAAUAAACGCUGAUUUUCUUGCUUUAUCAAUUCGGUAAAAUAAAUAUCUAGUUUUAUUUUUUAAAUAAAUAUUUCUGGGCUAUUCUCGCUGUGCCAUAUUAUGAUUGUAAUAAAGAUACAUAUAUAUAACCUGAA
This is a messenger RNA of Nematostella vectensis (starlet sea anemone), 2654 nucleotides long. Its product is annotated as mediator of RNA polymerase II transcription subunit 15. Gene Ontology annotation, molecular function: heparin binding. Bases 169 to 2298 code for a protein of 709 amino acids. NCBI's taxonomy places the organism in Eukaryota, Metazoa, Cnidaria, Anthozoa, Actiniaria, Edwardsiidae. The transcript has 11 exons. The record is from RefSeq and is a predicted model, not a curated record. Gene Ontology annotation, cellular component: cell surface.